Messenger RNA from Ectocarpus siliculosus, 1260 nucleotides. NCBI's taxonomy places the organism in Eukaryota, Phaeophyceae, Ectocarpales, Ectocarpaceae. The record is from the annotation of a GenBank genome assembly.
AUGGGAACCAACACCGGUCUGGACUGCGCCGUACAUCAUGUUAUGAAGGAGGACCUUGCAAAGGAGACAGGUACCACCGCCGUGCUUGCAGCAGUGGCUACUCGAAGAAAGAGGGCGCCCUGCCCAAGAGUGUCAAGUCGACAUUUUGAUACUGAAAGCAAGGCUACCUCUAAAGCAAGUGCUGACCAGCUCCCGAAAGCGUUGAAGGGCUUGAAGGGAGAGCGAAGAAGCGAGUACUUCAAGUCAACCCCGGAUUCUUGUGCCGGCAGCGCCAGCAGCUUCGAUUGGGGCUCGGCUUUCACGGAGAAAGCCUUUGUCGCUCUGAAAAGCUGCGAACACUUUGAACACACAGGCGUGCGCCACGUGUGCAAGAAGCGGUGUUACUUCCGAGCUUACGAGCCCGUAAGAAAGUGGCACGCUCUUCGGUUAGCCGUGGCAAGAGUGGGGGCAUCGACAGGGGUGCUGACUGGAUGGUGUGUCCAAAUGGACGGAGGUCAGGCUGCCGAAGACUCGUGGCGUAUCAGAUACGUUGCUCCAGAUGGGAGCGUGUUUCCUUGCGUCCAGCCGGUGCUGGAAGCCUUGGGCUUGGGACAUGGCGUCAGCGGCUACCCAACGUCGCCUCCCUCGCUACGAAGAAAAAGGCGAACGCCAACAACUUCGCCCCAGCCACUACCUGCGGCCUGUGCAACAAUCAGGCACCACCCGAACGGGUCCGCUUAUUUACUGAAGAAGCCACGACCUGGGACGUUUCCUCCAUCCCCGUUCGGAUUGAUCGAAGAACUCCUGGCCGAUGACCCCUGGAAACUGUUGAUUGGAUGCAUUAUGCUGAACCAGACCACCAGGUCGCAGAUGGACCCGGUGCUGGUGCGAUUUCUGGAAAAGUUUCCAACGGCCGACGUAGCUGCGGCAGCUAGCGUGGACGAGAUGACUCGAGUGGUGGCCCCUCUUGGGCUUCAGGAAAGAAGACCCAUUGCAAUAAUCCGCUUUUCACAGGAGUACCUCUCCAAGGCGUGGACAAACGUCAAGGAACUGUACUGGGUCGGGAAGUACGCCGCAGACGCCCACAAGAUAUUCAUCGAACGAAAGUGGCGCGAAGUACAACCCGACGACCACGCGCUGAACUGGUGGGUGGAGUGGAUGCGCGGCACGCAGCAAGCGGGGGAACCGUUCUCAGCAGCCGAGCGCUCUGUCCCUGCCCUUGAGGAGGUUGGGCUUCACGGAAGUGCUAGUACCUCCAGUGGAAAGCAACUCGAGUUCUGA